AAAGGGGAGACUCCCUUACCGGCUUGUGCAAAACCAGAUUGAGUACGAAGAAAGCCUCUUCAAUAUGCAAUACAGCGUUUUUAGAAGCGAGCUGGGCAUGGACGGGGAGGACUUUUUUUCCACCGCUAGCAGUUACACUCUUCCUUCCGGCUCUUUAGAGAUCCACCAUCCCUUGCUUCCUCACUGCAGUUUUCCCAACCGCACUGACACUCCUAGAAGAGUUAUUAUACUGAGGUAUCAACCAGCUACCGAAAAGAUUUACAAUAAUCCAAUAACACACUACAAGACUGGCGAAGUGUUUAGUAAAGCAAACUACCUUGUAAGAGGCCGUUACGGGAGCCACGUAGCGGGAAAGAGCAGGACUUCUUGUCUUUUACCUUCAGUGUUUGCAAUCACUAUGGAGAAUCCGAAAGAGAAAUAUCCGAGGUCAGAAGUUAGGAAACCCUCCGCUCUACCGAAAUGCCUUUUUUUCUCCUAAAUACUUUUUAAGAAAAAAUAUUCUAGUUUCAAGGAUGUUUACUCAGUACGCAUUUAUUAGCAA
Messenger RNA from Zophobas morio, 541 nucleotides. RefSeq lists its product as uncharacterized. The record is from RefSeq and is a predicted model, not a curated record. The transcript has 5 exons. Lineage: Eukaryota; Metazoa; Arthropoda; Insecta; Coleoptera; Tenebrionidae. Bases 65 to 478 code for a protein of 137 amino acids.